AAUUGAUGUCUACCUCCCACUCCACGCCAGCCAGGAGAAGUUGCAACCCAUGACGGUGGUGACAAUUGCCAACGCCAAGGUGCAGGACUUGAUUGGGCUCAUCUGCUGGCAGUUCACGAGCGAAGGACGGGAACCUAAGUUGAACGACAAUGUCAGCGCGUACUGCCUCCACAUUGCUGAAGACGAUGGGGAAGUUGACACUGAUUUCCCGCCUCUGGAUUGCAACGAACCCAUUCACAAGUUCGGCUUCAGCACGCUGGCCCUGGUCGAGAAGUAUUCAUCGCCGGGCUUGGUGGCCAAGCAGUCCCUUUUUGUCCGAAUAAAUGCCGCCCACGGAUUCUCCCUGAUCCAGGUGGAGAGCCUGAAGGUCACCAUGAAGGAUAUUUUGCAAAAGGCGCUGAAGCGAAGGAAAGGGUCGCAGCGUGGCGCAG
Messenger RNA from Protobothrops mucrosquamatus (brown spotted pit viper), 431 nucleotides. RefSeq names its product target of rapamycin complex 2 subunit MAPKAP1-like. Gene Ontology annotation, cellular component: TORC2 complex; cytoplasm; plasma membrane. Lineage: Eukaryota; Metazoa; Chordata; Lepidosauria; Squamata; Viperidae. Gene Ontology annotation, biological process: TORC2 signaling. The record is from RefSeq and is a predicted model, not a curated record. The annotation marks the transcript as partial. The transcript has 3 exons. Gene Ontology annotation, molecular function: phosphatidylinositol-4,5-bisphosphate binding.